ACUGAUAGACUAGUUAACAGAUAAUGCAAUAAACUGAUACGGGCUCAAUAUAAAGCUGGAGUUUUCAAGUUGAACCUUCAGUGCCAGAGGACUGGAACAAGAGCAAUGCACAGACGGUGAAACAAAGGGGUUUUGAGAUGGGGAAGAAGAAGUUCAGCGGAUUAGAGAUCUCCCUGAUUGUCCUAUUUUGUUUGGUGGUGAUUGUAGCCUGCAUUCUGGUGGCACUUUUAGCAACAGGACAACCUGGACUCCAAGACUUUUCUCCAGACUGUCCAGCAGUAAACGUCGCAGAGAGAAUUGACUGCAUUCCAGAUCGAGUGGCAACAAAGAGCUUAUGUACACUGCGUGGCUGUUGCUGGAAUCCACAAGAGGAAACACAAAUACCCUGGUGCUUCUUCUCCAAGAGUCAUGGGUAUAAAGUAGAGGGAGGUGUGAAGCAAACAGAUACAGGUUUUAUGGCUAAGUUAAAGAGGCUGCCUUCACCUUCCCUAUUUGGAAAUGAUAUUAACACUGUCCAGCUCACAGGAGAAUAUCAGACAACAAAUCGCUUCCGGUUCAAGAUCACUGAUCCUAAUAAAAAAAGAUUUGAAGUUCCUCAUGAGUAUGUAGAAGCUUUUGGUGGACCUGCAGCCUCCAAUUUAAAGUAUAAAGUCGAUAUCAUUCAGAACCCUUUUGGUAUCACUGUGAUGAGAAUGAGCAGCGGCACAAUACUGUUCAAUACUAGCAUAGGACCACUUCAGUAUGCUGACCAGUAUUUACAGCUCUCAAUCAAACUGCCCACUGGAAACAUUUAUGGAAUCGGAGAACACGUCCACACACAAUACCGGCAUGAUGUUAACUGGAGAACGUGGCCCAUCUUUACCAGAGAUGCUUUCCCCAAUGGAGGCACUCAUAACUUAUAUGGAGCUCACACUUUCUUCUUGUGCUUGGAAAAUAACAGUGGAGCCUCUUUUGGUGUGUUCUUAAUGAACAGCAAUGCCAUGGAAUUUGUUCUCCAGCCUGCCCCAGCAGCAACUUACAGAACAACUGGUGGAAUUCUAGAUUUUUAUGUCUUCUUAGGAGACACUCCAGAGCAAGUUGUUCGAGAGUAUGUAAAGCUGAUAGGAAUGCCUGCAAUGCCUUCAUACUGGAGUCUUGGAUUCCAACUUAGUCGCUGGAAUUAUACCUCUCUUGAUGAGUUGAAAGUUGUUGUAGCAAGAAACAGAGCAAUUGGGAUACCCUAUGAAAUUCAAUACACUGAUAUUGACUAUAUGGAGGAGAAGAAAGACUUUACUUAUGACCAAGAGAAAUUUAAGGACCUUCCUAAAUUUGCUGUGGACCUACAUGACCAUGGACAAAAAUACAUUAUUAUACUGGACCCUGCCAUUGCCAUCUCCCCUCUCCUUAAUAAGACUUCAUAUCUUACCUAUGAACGAGGAAUGAACAAGGCAGUGUGGGUAAAUGAAUCAGAUGGACAAACAAAACUCAUUGGAGAGGUGUGGCCAGGACGGACUGUGUUCCCUGACUACACCAACCCAGAAUGUACCAACUGGUGGGUGGAAGAAUGUAAGCUCUUCUACGAUCAAGUGAAGUAUGAUGGGAUUUGGAUUGACAUGAAUGAAGUAUCCAGCUUUAUAAAAGGUUCAGUACUUGGCUGUCAGCAAAACAACUUAAACUAUCCUCCUUUCACUCCCAGUAUUCUCGAUGGACUCAUGUAUUCAAAGACACUUUGCAUGGAUGCAGUGCAAUCCUGGGGAAAACACUAUGAUGUUCACAGUCUAUACGGCUAUUCCAUGACCCUAUCUACUGAUAAAGCUAUACAAGCUGUUUUCCCUGGAAAAAGAAGCCUUACUAUUUCUAGGUCUACUUUUGCUGGAUCAGGAAAAUACACAGGACAUUGGCUCGGGGAUAAUGCUGCUACAUGGAAUGAUCUGAGAUGGGCGAUAACAGGAAUGCUGGAAUUUAACCUCUUUGGGAUACCUUAUAUUGGUGCAGAUAUUUGUGGCUUCUUUGAUAAUGUCACAGAAGAACUUUGCAGGCGAUGGAUGCAAGUUGGAGCAUUUUAUCCAUUUUGCAGAAAUCACAAUGCUGAAAAUUAUGCGCCUCAGGAUCCGGCUGUAUUUGGGGCAGAUUCUGUUUUGGUGAGGUCAUCAAAGAACUACUUGAACAUUCGAUACACUUUACUGCCCUACCUCUAUACCCUUUUUUACAAAGCUCAUACACAAGGAGACACGGUAGUGAGACCACUUCUUCACGAGUUCUAUUCAGAUGAAGCAACAUGGGCUAUUGAUCGACAGUUCUUGUGGGGCCCUGGUCUUCUGAUCACUCCUGUACUGGACCCAGGUGUGGAAACAGUGACAGCAUAUAUUCCUGAUGCAGUAUGGUAUGACUAUGAAACAGGUAGAAGAGAAGUAUGGAGAAAACAACAAGCACAGAUGUAUCUCCCAGCAGACAAACUAGGACUUCAUCUGAGAGGAGGCUACAUAUUUCCUAUUCAGCAGCCAGCUAAUACAACAUUGUACAGCCGCAAGAAUCCGAUGGGACUCAUAAUUGCAUUAGAUGACAAGGGACAAGCAGCUGGAGAUUUAUUCUGGGAUGAUGGAGAAACUAGAGAUACAGUGGAAACUAAAAACUACGUUCAUUACCAGUUUUCAGUUACCAAUAAUAGUUUAAAAAUGGAUGUUUUGCACAUGAACUACAUCGAUCCAGACAACUUAGUGUUUGAGGAAAUCAAGAUCUUUGGAUUGCCCCUUCAACCUACAAUUCUUACUGUGUCUUUAAAUAGUGUGGUGCAGAAUUCUCUUCAUAAUAUCAGCUAUAAUCCUUCAAAUAAGGUUACCCAUGUAACUGGGCUUAAACUUGAAUUAGGAAAAUCAUACUUACUGGAAUGGAAUCAAGAGUUAAAUAACAAUGAAAAAUUUAAUUGUCACCCUAGCCCCAAUGCAACACAACAGAAUUGUGAAGCCUUGAACUGUAUCUGGAAGCCUGUCUCCACUGGUAAUGAUCCAUCCUGUUACUAUCCUUCUGACUAUGGUUAUUCUGUCAGUCAAAUUACAUACACCUCUUCAGGUUUAUCAGUGAACCUCAACAGAAAUGGUAAUUAUGCUAACCGUGCUAAGGAUUCUACUACUCCUAUCAAUAUACUUCGCUUGGAUGUGAAAUAUCAUGAGAACAAUAUGCUGCAAUUUAAGAUUUAUGAUUACAACAAUAAAAGAUAUGAGGUUCCAGUACCACUAAAUAUCCCUAGCAGUCCCACAAGUACAUAUGAGAAUAGACUCUAUGAAGUAGCGAUUCAGAACAAUCCAUUCGGCAUCCAGAUUCGACGCAAAAGCACAGGGACAGUUAUUUGGGAUUCUCAGGUACCUGGCUUCAACUUUAGCGACAUGUUCAUUCAGAUUUCUACCCGUCUUCCAUCAGAGUAUGUCUAUGGAUUUGGUGAAACUGAACACACUACGUUUCGGCGUGAUAUGAACUGGAACACCUGGGGAAUGUUCGCCAAAGAUCAGCCCCCUGGUUACAAACUGAACUCUUAUGGUGUCCAUCCUUUUUACAUGGGCUUAGAAAAUGAUGGAAAUGCUCAUGGAGUCCUCUUGCUUAACAGCAAUGCAAUGGAUGUCACAUUCCAGCCAACUCCUGCUCUGACAUAUCGCACUAUCGGAGGAAUUCUGGACUUUUACAUGGUGUUGGGCCCAACCCCAGAGCUUGUUGUUCAGGAAUACACUGCACUGAUUGGACGACCGGUCAUGCCACCAUACUGGGCUUUGGGAUUCCAGCUGUGCCGUUAUGGAUACAAAAAUGACAUAGAAAUCUCUGACCUGUACGAAGCAAUGAAGGCAGCUCGGAUACCUUAUGACGUACAAUACGCGGAUAUCGAUUACAUGGAUCGGCAAUUGGACUUUACCCUCAGCCCAAACUUCACUGGACUACCAGCUCUCGUUGACAGAAUGAAAAAGGAAGGAAUGAGAUUCAUCAUUAUCCUGGAUCCAGCCAUUUCAGGCAACGAAACCAAUUAUCUAGCCUACACAAGAGGUGUCCAGGAAGAUGUUUUUAUUAAAUGGCCCAAUAGCAGUGAAAUUGUAUGGGGAAAGGUUUGGCCAGAUUUUCCCAACGUAGUUGUUAAUGAAUCACUAGACUGGGAUACUCAAGUGCAGCUAUAUAGAGCUUAUGCAGCUUUCCCAGAUUUUUUCCGCAACACCACAGCUCAGUGGUGGCAAAGAGAAAUAAGAGAAUACCACACUAACCCAAAUCAACCAGAGAAAAGUGUGAAGUUUGAUGGCUUGUGGAUUGACAUGAAUGAACCAGCAAGCUUUGUUCAUGGAGCAGUUGAAGACUGUAGAAACCAAGAGCUAAACAAUCCUCCCUAUAUGCCCAGGUUGGAAUCACAGUCACGUGGGUUGAAUCACAAAACCUUAUGCAUGGAAAGCGAGCAGUUCCUGCCAGAUGGAACCCCUGUUAGACACUAUGAUGUGCAUAAUCUCUAUGGAUGGUCACAUACAAAACCUACCUAUGAUGCUUUACAGAGCACCACUAAUGAACGUGGAAUUGUUAUCACCCGUUCAACAUAUCCCUCUAGUGGAAAAUGGGCUGGACACUGGCUUGGCGAUAACACCGCAGCUUGGGAUCAACUUUAUAAAUCUAUAAUUGGUAUGAUGGAAUUCAGCCUUUUUGGAAUAUCCUAUACUGGAGCAGACAUUUGUGGCUUCUUCAAUGAUGCAGAGUAUUACAUGUGUGCCCGUUGGAUGCAGCUGGGAGCAUUUUACCCAUUUUCCAGAAAUCAUAAUACCAUAGGCACAAAGAGGCAAGAUCCUGUGGCCUUUGAUGAACAAUUUGAAAACAUUUCCAGAGAUGUACUCAAUAUAAGAUACACACUGUUACCCUAUCUGUACACUUUAAUGUAUGAAGCCCACGUUCAUGGUAGCACUGUAGUGCGUCCUGUCCUCCAUGAGUUUGUGGAAGACAAAAAAACAUGGGAUGUAUACAAACAAUUUCUGUGGGGACCUGCGCUGCUCAUUAGCCCUGUACUGGAGAAUGCUACAACAGUGUUGGCUUAUAUACCCAAUGCACGCUGGUAUGAUUAUUACACAGAGGAAUAUAUUGGUUUAAAGGGACAGUCCUAUAACCUAUCAGCUCCUCUUGAACAUAUCAACCUUCAUAUCCGCGGAGGCUACAUCAUCCCAUGGCAGGACCCUGCUAAUAAUACCUUUUACAGCCGACAAAACUCAAUGGGACUUACUGUUGCUUUAGAUGAUAAUGGGUUCGCUCAAGGUCAGCUUUACUGGGAUGAUGGGAAGAGCACUGAUGCAUAUGAACAGGGUGCUUAUCUGUUAGAAACAUUUAAUGCAAGUCAGAGUGUUUUAGAGAUUAAGGUUUUGAACAAUGGAUACACUGACCCAAACAAUUUAAAAUUUGAUGAAAUUAAAAUCUUGGGAGUUGUCAGAGGACCUUUAGCUGUUACAGUAAAACAAAAUGGUGUGACAGUUCCAUCUCUCCAUAAUGUCAACUAUGAUGCUACAAAAGAGCUCCUGCAUAUUACUGGCCUUCAGCUUGAAUUGGGGAAACCCUACUCAGUGGACUGGUCUUCACAGGGGUCAUUGGUUGAAGACAAUGAAAAAUUUAACUGUUAUCCUGAUUCAGGUGCAUCAGAAGAAAAUUGUACUGCUCGUGGCUGUAUCUGGCAGGUUGCCUCUAACUCCCUUGUGCCAUCAUGUUACUACCCAAGUAAUUAUGGCUAUUCUGUCAGUAACAUUCAAAACACCACUUCGGGUCUUACAGCUGACCUCUCCAGAAAUCUUAGUAUCCCUGACCGCUAUCGGGAUCGUUCUCCCGCUAUCAACACACUUCGCUUGGAAGUGAAAUAUCAUGACAACAACAUGUUGCAGUUCAAGAUUUAUGAUGCCAACAAUAAAAGAUAUGAAGUUCCAGUACCACUAUUUCUCCCUAGUACUCCAACAAGUACAGAAGCAGGUCGACUCUAUGAAGUGACCAUUAAGAACAAUCCAUUUGGUAUCCAGAUUAGGCGCAAAAGCACCGGAACAAUUAUUUGGGAUUCUCAGGUACCUGGCUUCACCUUUAGCGACAUGUUCAUUCAGAUUUCUACCCGUCUUCCAUCAGAGUAUGUCUAUGGAUUUGGUGAAACUGAACACACUACGUUUCGGCGUGAUAUGAACUGGAACACCUGGGGAAUGUUUACGAAGGACCAGUCCCCUGGUUACAAAUUGAAUUCCUAUGGUUUACAUCCCUUUUACAUGGGCCUGGAAAAUGAUGGAAAUGCCCAUGGAGUCCUCUUGCUUAACAGCAAUGCAAUGGAUGUCAUAUUCCAGCCAACUCCUGCUCUGACAUAUCGCACUAUCGGAGGAAUUCUGGACUUUUACAUGGUGUUGGGCCCAACGCCAGAGCUUGUUGUUCAGGAAUACACUGCACUGAUUGGACGACCGGUCAUGCCACCAUACUGGGCUUUGGGAUUCCAGUUGUGCCGUUAUGGAUACAAAAACGACACAGAAGUCUCUGACCUGUACGAGGCAAUGAAAGCAGCUCGGAUGCCUUAUGAUGUACAAUAUACAGACAUUGAUUACAUGAACCGGAAGUUAGACUUUACUCUCAGCCCAAGCUUUGCAGGACUUCCUGCUCUGAUUAAUCGAAUAAAAGAUGAAGGAAUGAGAUUCAUCAUUAUUCUGGACCCACCCAUAUCAGGCAAUGAAACAAAUGAUUAUCUAGCAUUCACAAGAGGUGUGCAGGAUGAUGUCUUCAUCAAAUGGCCUAACAGCACUGAGAUUGUCUGGGCAAAGGUUUGGCCAGAAUAUCCUAAUGUCGUAGUUAAUGAUUCUGCAGAUUUAGAAACACAGAUCCAGCUCUACAGAGCGUAUGCAGCUUUCCCAGAUUUCUUCCGCAAUUCUACAGCACAGUGGUGGCAAAAAGAAAUAGUAGAAUUCCACACUAAUCCAGCUAAUCCAGAGAAGAGUGUAAAAUUUGAUGGCCUGUGGACUGACAUGAAUGAACCAGCAAGCUUUAUUAAUGGAGCAGUUAAUGGCUGCAGAGAACCACUUCUAAACCACCCCCCUUAUAUGCCAGCUUUGGCAGAAAAGGAAAAAGGGCUGGAUCUUGUGACCUUGUGCAUGGAAAGUCAACAGUUCCUGCCAGAUGGGACCCCUGUCAGGCACUAUGAUGUACAUAGUCUAUAUGGAUGGUCACAGGCAAAACCUUCCUACUAUGCUGUACGCAAUGCCACAGGGGAACGUGGAAUUGUUAUCACCCGAUCAACAUAUCCCUCUAGUGGACAAUGGGCAGGUCACUGGCUUGGAGAUAACUAUGCAAGAUGGGACCAACUUGAAAAAUCUAUUAUUGGUAUAAUGGAGUUUGGCCUCUUUGGAAUUUCCUAUAUUGGAGCAGAUAUCUGUGGCUUCUUCAAUGAUACAACGUAUGAAAUGUGUGCCCGCUGGAUGCAGCUUGGAUCUUUUUACACCUAUUCUAGAAAUCAUAAUGUGAUAGGAACUAUGAGGCAAGAUCCUGUUUCCUUUGAUGAAAAAUUUCAAAAUAUUUCCAGGGACAUACUCAAUACAAGAUACACACUGUUACCUUAUCUGUACACUUUAAUGCACGAAGCCCAUGUUCUUGGUAGCACUGUAGCUCGUCCUGUGCUCCACGAGUUUGUGGAAGACAAAAAAACGUGGGAGAUAUACAAACAGUUUUUGUGGGGCCCAGCACUGCUGAUUAGCCCUGUAUUGGAUCAAGGAGCUACAGAAGUGAAUGCUUAUAUACCCAAUGCACGCUGGUAUGAUUAUUACACGGGAAAAUAUCUUGGAGUAAGGGGACAAUUGCAGACAUUGCCAGCACCUCUUGAGCAUAUCAAUCUUCAUAUCCGGGGUGGUUACAUCAUCCCCUGGCAAGAACCUGGUCUUAAUACCAAUCAAAGCCGACAAAACUUAAUGGGACUUACUGUUGCUUUGGAUGAUAACGAGGUCGCUCAAGGUCAGCUUUACUGGGAUGAUGGAGUAAGCAUUGACACAUAUGAAAAUGGCCAUUAUUUCUUCGCAACAUUUGCCGCAAACCAGGGUGUUUUAGAGAUUAAGGUUUUGAACAAUGGAUACACUGACCCAAACAAUUUAAAAUUUGGUGAAAUUAAAAUCUUGGGAGUUGUCAGAGGACCUUUAGCUGUUACAGUAAAACAAAAUGGCGUGACAGUUCCAUCUCUCCAUAAUGUCAACUAUGAUGCUACAAAAGAGCUCCUGCAUAUUACUGGCCUUCAGCUUGAAUUGGGGAAACCCUACUCAGUGGACUGGUCUUCACAGGAGUCAUUGGUUGAAGACAAUGAAAAAUUUAACUGUUAUCCUGACUCAGGUGCAUCAGAAGAAAAUUGUACUGCUCGUGGCUGUAUCUGGCAGGUUGCCUCUAACUCCCUUGUGCCAUCAUGUUACUACCCAAGUAAUUAUGGCUAUUCUGUCAGUAACAUUCAAAACACCACUUCGGGUCUUACAGCUGACCUCUCCAGAAAUCUUAGUAUCCCUGACCGCUAUCGGGAUCGUUCUCCCGCUAUCAACACACUUCGCUUGGAAGUGAAAUAUCAUGACAACAACAUGUUGCAGUUCAAGAUUUAUGAUGCCAACAAUAAAAGAUAUGAAGUUCCAGUACCACUAUUUCUCCCUAGUACUCCAACAAGUACAGAAGCAGGUCGACUCUAUGAAGUGACCAUUAAGAACAAUCCAUUUGGUAUCCAGAUUAGGCGCAAAAGCACCGGAACAAUUAUUUGGGAUUCUCAGGUACCUGGCUUCACCUUUAGCGACAUGUUCAUUCAGAUUUCUACCCGUCUUCCAUCAGAGUAUGUCUAUGGAUUUGGUGAAACUGAACACACUACGUUUCGGCGUGAUAUGAACUGGAACACCUGGGGAAUGUUUACGAAGGACCAGUCCCCUGGUUACAAAUUGAAUUCCUAUGGUUUGCAUCCCUUUUACAUGGGCCUGGAAAAUGAUGGAAAUGCUAAUGGAGUCCUCUUGCUUAACAGCAAUGCAAUGGAUGUCAUAUUCCAGCCAACUCCUGCUCUGACAUAUCGCACUAUCGGAGGAAUUCUGGACUUUUACAUGGUGUUGGGCCCAACGCCAGAGCUUGUUGUUCAGGAAUACACUGCACUGAUUGGACGACCGGUCAUGCCACCGUACUGGGCUUUGGGAUUCCAGCUGUGCCGUUAUGGAUACAAAAACGACACAGAAGUCUCUGACCUGUACGAGGCAAUGAAGGCAGCUCGGAUACCUUAUGAUGUACAAUAUACAGACAUUGAUUACAUGAACCGGAAGUUAGACUUUACUCUCAGCCCAAGCUUUGCAGGACUUCCUGCUCUGAUUAAUCGAAUAAAAGAUGAAGGAAUGAGAUUCAUCAUUAUUCUGGACCCACCCAUAUCAGGCAAUGAAACAAAUGAUUAUCUAGCAUUCACAAGAGGUGUGCAGGAUGAUGUCUUCAUCAAACGGCCUAACAGCACUGAGAUUGUCUGGGCAAAGGUUUGGCCAGAAUAUCCUAAUGUAGUAGUUAAUGAUUCUGCAGAUUUAGAAACACAGAUCCAGCUGUACAGAGCGUAUGCAGCUUUCCCAGAUUUCUUCCGCAAUUCUACAGCACAGUGGUGGCAAAAAGAAAUAGUAGAAUUCCACACUAAUCCAGCUAAUCCAGAGAAGAGUGUAAAAUUUGAUGGCCUGUGGACUGACAUGAAUGAACCAGCAAGCUUUAUUAAUGGAGCAGUUAAUGGCUGCAGAGAACCACUUCUAAACCACCCCCCUUAUAUGCCAGCUUUGGCAGAAAAGGAAAAAGGGCUGGAUCUUGUGACCUUGUGCAUGGAAAGUCAACAGUUCCUGCCAGAUGGGACCCCUGUCAGGCACUAUGAUGUACAUAGUCUAUAUGGAUGGUCACAGGCAAAACCUACCUACUAUGCUGUACGCAAUGCCACAGGGGAACGUGGAAUUGUUAUCACCCGAUCAACAUAUCCCUCUAGUGGACAAUGGGCAGGUCACUGGCUUGGAGAUAACUAUGCAAGAUGGGACCAACUUGAAAAAUCUAUUAUUGGUAUAAUGGAGUUUGGCCUCUUUGGAAUUUCCUAUAUUGGAGCAGAUAUCUGUGGCUUCUUCAAUGAUACAACGUAUGAAAUGUGUGCCCGCUGGAUGCAGCUUGGAUCAUUUUACACCUAUUCUAGAAAUCAUAAUGUGAUAGGAACUAUGAGGCAAGAUCCUGUUUCCUUUGAUGAAAAAUUUCAAAAUAUUUCCAGGGACAUACUCAAUACAAGAUACACACUGUUACCUUAUCUCUACACUUUAAUGCACGAAGCCCAUGUUCUUGGUAGCACUGUAGCUCGUCCUAUGCUCCACGAGUUUGUGGAAGACAAAAAAACGUGGGAGAUAUACAAACAGUUUUUGUGGGGCCCAGCACUGCUGAUUAGCCCUGUAUUGGAUCAAGGAGCUACAGAAGUGAAUGCUUAUAUACCCAAUGCACGCUGGUAUGAUUAUUACACGGGAAAAUAUCUUGGAGUAAGGGGACAAUUGCAGACAUUGCCAGCACCUCUUGAGCAUAUCAAUCUUCAUAUCCGGGGUGGUUACAUCAUCCCCUGGCAAGAACCUGGUCUUAAUACCAAUCAAAGCCGACAAAACUUAAUGGGACUUACUGUUGCUUUGGAUGAUAACGAGGUCGCUCAAGGUCAGCUUUACUGGGAUGAUGGAGUAAGCAUUGACACAUAUGAAAAUGGUUAUUAUUUCUUCGCAACAUUUGCCGCAAACCAGAGUGUUUUAGAGAUUAAGGUUUUGAACAAUGGAUACACUGACCCAAACAAUUUAAAAUUUGGUGAAAUUAAAAUCUUGGGAGUUGUCAGAGGACCUUUAGCUGUUACAGUAAAACAAAAUGGCGUGACAGUUCCAUCUCUCCAUAAUGUCAACUAUGAUGCUACAAAAGAGCUCCUGCAUAUUACUGGCCUUCAGCUUGAAUUGGGGAAACCCUACUCAGUGGACUGGUCCUCACAGGAGUCAUUGGUUGAAGACAAUGAAAAAUUUAACUGUUAUCCUGACUCAGGUGCAUCAGAAGAAAAUUGUACUGCUCGUGGCUGUAUCUGGCAGGUUGCCUCUAACUCCCUUGUGCCAUCAUGUUACUACCCAAGUAAUUAUGGCUAUUCUGUCAGUAACAUUCAAAACACCACUUCGGGUCUUACAGCUGACCUCUCCAGAAAUCUUAGUAUCCCUGACCGCUAUCGGGAUCGUUCUCCCGCUAUCAACACACUUCGCUUGGAAGUGAAAUAUCAUGACAACAACAUGUUGCAGUUCAAGAUUUAUGAUGCCAACAAUAAAAGAUAUGAAGUUCCAGUACCACUAUUUCUCCCUAGUACUCCAACAAGUACAGAAGCAGGUCGACUCUAUGACGUAACCAUUAAGAACAAUCCAUUUGGUAUCCAGAUUAGGCGCAAAAGCACCGGAACAAUUAUUUGGGAUUCUCAGGUACCUGGCUUCACCUUUAGCGACAUGUUCAUUCAGAUUUCUACCCGUCUUCCAUCAGAGUAUGUCUAUGGAUUUGGUGAAACUGAACACACUACGUUUCGGCGUGAUAUGAACUGGAACACCUGGGGAAUGUUUACGAAGGACCAGUCCCCUGGUUACAAAUUGAAUUCCUAUGGUUUACAUCCCUUUUACAUGGGCCUGGAAAAUGAUGGAAAUGCCCAUGGAGUCCUCUUGCUUAACAGCAAUGCAAUGGAUGUCAUAUUCCAGCCAACUCCUGCUCUGACAUACCGCACUAUCGGAGGAAUUCUGGACUUUUACAUGGUGUUGGGCCCAAUGCCAGAGCUUGUUGUUCAGGAAUACACUGCACUGAUUGGACGACCGGUCAUGCCACCGUACUGGGCUUUGGGAUUCCAGCUGUGCCGUUAUGGAUACAAAAAUGACACAGAAGUCUCUGACCUGUACGAGGCAAUGAAGGCAGCUCGGAUACCUUAUGAUGUACAAUAUACAGACAUUGAUUACAUGAACCGGAAGUUAGACUUUACUCUCAGCCCAAGCUUUGCAGGACUUCCUGCUCUGAUUAAUCGAAUAAAAGAUGAAGGAAUGAGAUUCAUCAUUAUUCUGGACCCACCCAUAUCAGGCAAUGAAACAAAUGAUUAUCUAGCAUUCACAAGAGGUGUGCAGGAUGAUGUCUUCAUCAAAUGGCCUAACAGCACUGAGAUUGUCUGGGAAAAGGUUUGGCCAGAAUAUCCUAAUGUAGUAGUUAAUGAUUCUGCAGAUUUAGAAACACAGAUCCAGCUGUACAGAGCGUAUGCAGCUUUCCCAGAUUUCUUCCGCAAUUCUACAGCACAGUGGUGGCAAAAAGAAAUAGUAGAAUUCCACACUAAUCCAGCUAAUCCAGAGAAGAGUGUAAAAUUUGAUGGCCUGUGGACUGACAUGAAUGAACCAGCAAGCUUUAUUAAUGGAGCAGUUAAUGGCUGCAGAGAACCACUUCUAAACCACCCCCCUUAUAUGCCAGCUUUGGCAGAAAAGGAAAAAGGGCUGGAUCUUGUGACCUUGUGCAUGGAAAGUCAACAGUUCCUGCCAGAUGGGACCCCUGUCAGGCACUAUGAUGUACAUAGUCUAUAUGGAUGGUCACAGGCAAAACCUACCUACUAUGCUGUACGCAAUGCCACAGGGGAACGUGGAAUUGUUAUCACCCGAUCAACAUAUCCCUCUAGUGGACAAUGGGCAGGUCACUGGCUUGGAGAUAACUAUGCAAGAUGGGACCAACUUGAAAAAUCUAUUAUUGGUAUAAUGGAGUUUGGCCUCUUUGGAAUUUCCUAUAUUGGAGCAGAUAUCUGUGGCUUCUUCAAUGAUACAACAUAUGAAAUGUGUGCCCGCUGGAUGCAGCUUGGAUCUUUUUACACCUAUUCUAGAAAUCAUAAUGUGAUAGGAACUAUGAGGCAAGAUCCUGUUUCCUUUGAUGAAAAAUUUCAAAAUAUUUCCAGGGACAUACUCAAUACAAGAUACACACUGUUACCUUAUCUCUACACUUUAAUGCACGAAGCCCAUGUUCUUGGUAGCACUGUAGCUCGUCCUGUGCUCCACGAGUUUGUGGAAGACAAAAAAACGUGGGAGAUAUACAAACAGUUUUUGUGGGGCCCAGCACUGCUGAUUAGCCCUGUAUUGGAUCAAGGAGCUACAGAAGUGAAUGCUUAUAUACCCAAUGCACGCUGGUAUGAUUAUUACACGGGAAAAUAUCUUGGAGUAAGGGGACAAUUGCAGACAUUGCCAGCACCUCUUGAGCAUAUCAAUCUUCAUAUCCGGGGUGGUUACAUCAUCCCCUGGCAAGAACCUGGUCUUAAUACCAAUCAAAGCCGACAAAACUUUAUGGGACUUACUGUUGCUUUGGAUGAUAACGAGGUCGCUCAAGGUCAGCUUUACUGGGAUGAUGGAGUAAGCAUUGACACAUAUGAAAAUGGCCAUUAUUUCUUUGCAUCAUUUGCCGCAAACCAGAGUACUGUUAAUAUGAGUGUGCUGCACAACAAUUUCCUAACUAACACAAAUCCAUUGAAAUUUGGCUAUAUGAACAUUUGGGGAAUAGGAAACCAACAGAUUACAAAUGUUACUGUCACUUAUGAUGGGCAGACACAUGUGAUUACUAAUUUCACCAGUAACCAAGAAAAUCAGGUGCUACAAAUUGAUUUUACUGAGAAAAUAUUCAGCAUUGAAAAAUUUACACAACUUACAUGGACAACAAGCAAUUAACCAUCGGUGGGCAAGAGGCAGUUUCAAAGCAUCUCCAGAGGCAUAUUUUCAUCAGCUGUUGUAUUUUGUUCAGCUAUACUAAUAGCGAAAAAAAAAGAACUAAAAAAGGUCUAUUGUGCAUAAUAGGCCUGCACUAAGAGAUGUAAUUUUGCCUGUGCCACUUAAUUCUGACAUGAUUAGUACAUAUGUUCACUUAGCUUGCUCACAUGGA
Molecule: messenger RNA, 13890 nt
Organism: Chelonia mydas (Green sea turtle)
Lineage: Eukaryota; Metazoa; Chordata; Testudines; Cheloniidae
Gene: SI
Product: sucrase-isomaltase
Exons: 117
Coding region: 138-13679 (4513 amino acids)
Biological process (GO): carbohydrate metabolic process
Molecular function (GO): carbohydrate binding; alpha-1,4-glucosidase activity
Source: RefSeq, a predicted model, not a curated record